Lytechinus variegatus (green sea urchin) is the source of this 3940-nucleotide messenger RNA. RefSeq names its product coiled-coil and C2 domain-containing protein 1-like. Gene Ontology annotation, biological process: regulation of transcription by RNA polymerase II. NCBI's taxonomy places the organism in Eukaryota, Metazoa, Echinodermata, Echinoidea, Temnopleuroida, Toxopneustidae. Gene Ontology annotation, cellular component: nucleus. Gene Ontology annotation, molecular function: DNA-binding transcription repressor activity, RNA polymerase II-specific; RNA polymerase II cis-regulatory region sequence-specific DNA binding. The record is from RefSeq and is a predicted model, not a curated record. The transcript is spliced from 21 exons. The coding region runs from base 145 to 2952 and encodes 935 amino acids.
UGGGCGAAUUAUGUUGAUCACCGAUUGUGCAUUGUGUCAUCAGAUUUUCAUACAUGCCAUAAUUUGCGGACGACAACUACAGUUCCAGGACCAGAUUAAACCCAGAUGUAUUUUACAAGCAUUCUGUCAUAAUAUCUCAACAAUAUGUUCGGAAGAGGGAAGAAAAGCAGCGGUCCACCAAAGUCUGAUCAAGUUCGAAAGCCACAGGCUACUGACAUGUUUGGCAUGCCUGACCUUUCAGCCUAUGCUGUCAAAGAGGAGUUUGAUGUGUCCAACGAGGCAUUGGAAGCCGAACUAGCUGCCCUGCUUGAAGAGGAAGACGAUGCCCCAAAGAUGACCAGACAACGUAGACCAGCUCCUGCCCAGCCAACCAAGUCGGCUGAUCCCAUGAGGCAGAUUGAUGCAAUGGCCGCACAAGCCCUGAGGGACACUGACGAUGAUCCUGAUGAUGAUGAUGAGGAUGAGGAUCUUCUUCUGGCGGAGCUUGCCGAUAUCACACAGGAGUCGUCAGAGACCCUCACCCCUCCCAGCACCCAACAGAAAAGGACCCCUAGUCCUACUCCUAGCCCAAAGAUGACAACUAGACCUACUCCACAGCCUAGCCCUGCUUCACAGUCUGCUCCAGCCCCAGGGCUUAGGCCAGGUCCCUCUAAUGUCAAUCGGAGUCCUUCACCAGCUCGGAAAGCAGCUCCUAGUCCUGUAGCUCCAAGUCCCGCCCAAACACAGGAACCAUCUGAGCCAGCAGACAUCAACACUGUGCUCCAGCAGCGUGCACAGUCUUAUCAGCAGGCCAUCGCUGCCGCUGAGGCAGCGGGUGAGAGUUCAAAGGUCAGGAGGUACAAGCGUCAGCUCAAGACGCUACAAGAUAUGCUGAGGAAGAUAAAGCUGGGUAAACCCAUCGAUAAGGACGAGAUUCCCCCUGAGGUUUGUGUACCCAAACCAGCUGCAGAUCAGCAACCUCCUCCCCAGGAGAAGCAGCCAGUGCCUGAAGCAGCUCCAGUAGCAGCAGUGUCUCAACCAAUCUCUUCCCCAGCAGUGCAACCAGAGCAACCAGACACUGCCCAAAGCAAGAGUGCAGAUGCUGAUCAGCUGAAGUUGAUAGGUGUGAGGAGAGACCAGUACAAAAUGGCUGCACUACUUGCCAAGAGAUCAGGUGACAUGAAGACUGCCGCAGAACAUCUCAAGGUUUCCAAGCAAUUUGAUCUAGUUAUCAAAGCCUUAGAAUCAGGUCAGCAGGUUGACCUCAGUGAGAUGCCUGGUCCUCCUUCCCAACCAGCACCAGCAGCUCCUCAGCAAGCUCCAGUUCCACAACCUCGGGCGCCUGCUCCAACAGCUCCUGGUCCCAGUCCAUCAGCAGUUCCUGGUCCCGGUCCAUCAGCAGCUCCUGGACCAGGACCCUCAGCAAGCUCCGAGGAGGAGCCACCUACUCCCAAGACGGAUCUUGAGGCCAUGCUUCAGAGGAGAGGGGUGUAUAAGAGCAUGGCUGACAAGGCAAAGGAAGAGAAUAACGACUCCAAAACUCGUAGGAUUGGUCGCAUUGUCAAGCAAUACGAGGAUGCCAUCAGAAAGCAAAAGUUAGGCAAGCCAGUUGAUCUGUCCGAGCUGCCUAGCCUUCCAACAUUCCCGCCCUUCCCAUCCCAAGCUGGCGGCCAGACUGCCCCAUCAGUAGCCCAGGCAGCUGCCCCAGUGGCACCCCCGGCAGCAGCAGCCCCUGUAGUAUCAGCUGCAGCGGGGGCUUGUGCCCCUCCCUCCAGGACUACUGGACAAGCGACCCAACCAGCUGCUUCAAGACCUCCGGCACCUACAAGACAAAUGUCAGCUAAAGAGAACAUGUACCAGCGGAAUGUAGCCAUCUUGAAAGACAGGAUAGCACAGUUUAGAAAGCUAGCAUUGGAAGCGAAAAGGAGGGGGGACAUAUACGAGGCUAAAAGAUUACUCAAGAUAUCUAAGGAAAUCGAGCCAAUGUUGACUGCUGCUGAAGGAGGCCUGCCUGUAAACCUUGACUCAAUACCGAAGCUUCCUCGCAAGGAGCCUGAAGCGGUCUCGCCUCCGACAUCACCGGAGCCGGACGGAGAUUUUGAGAUGGUUGCUGAUGGCAGUGCAGAGGAGGUCUAUAAAAGACUGAUAGCCACCUUGAAUAAACAAAUUGAGUUAUGUGAAGCUAAUGCAAAGGUGUAUGGGAAACUUGGCAAUAUCAAAUCAGCUAAGAGGUUUGAAGAAUUCAAAGAUUCAUGUCAACAAGACAUAGAUUUACUGAUCUCAAAGCAGUCUAGAGGAGAAACCAUCCCGAGGCACCAUUAUGAACAACGAACACUGCCCUCUGUCAGGGUCUGUCCAGACGUAAAGGAGAAUGAGGCUGAGAUAACCAUUGUACAGGGAUUGCAACUACAUUGCCCUAAUGAGAAAGAUUCAAAAGACAUUGACACCUACAUAAAGGCAGAAUUCCCAUACCCUUCUGAUGAUCCUCCGACCCACAAGACAGGCUGGGCGAAGGGAGCGGUUAAUCCUCAAUACAACUCAAGCUGCAUGGUAGAGAUCAACCGCGGCUCUAGGGCUUUCAACUCGGCUGUCAAAAGGAAAGCACUCAAACUAGAAAUCAUCUACAGCAAAGGUUUAUUACGAGGUCACAAGACGUUAGGCACUGCCAGCCUCAAACUUGCUGAAUUGGAGAACAAAUGCGAGCUUCAUGAAUCCAUACCGUUGAUGGAUGGAAGGAGAGAAAUUGGUGGAAAAAUAGAAGUGAAAAUUCGCCUUCAUCAUCCUCUGUCUGGGCUAAAGGAAGAUUUUGUGAAGGAGAAAUGGCUUGUUGUUGACAGUGUUCAUAAGAAAACAAAGGUAUCCAGCCCUCCUGCUGCAGCUUCAAAGAAAACAUCAUCCUCAUCUUCAGCCAGUGGAAGUUCAUCUGGAAGUGGGCACAGAAAUAAAGAUUCCAAAGUAUGUGAAGUCACCUAGCUUAAAAGUACAGUAGCUGCCAGAAGACAAAUAAAACAAAAUAAAAAAUAUGGCCAAUAAUGAAUACUAGAAACAGAGCUGCCCACCGAUGACACUCCUACUAAGUUUUCAUCUACUUCAUAUCAGCUGAUUAAUAACUGAAAUUAGAUUAAGAUUAAAUUUUCUUACGAUGUGGAUAUGGUGUGUGAGCUUGUUUUGGGGAAAAUGAACCGUGUUGUAAGGUUUUCAUAUUGUUAUUGAAAACUGUCUGAAUGUGUACAUGUCUUUCCUUAAAAAUGAAAUGUCAGAUUUGACAUUGAUAUUUAUUUAUUAUCAAUUCGGCAAUUACAAUAUAAAAUAAAUUUCAACAAAAUAUAAAUAUUAAGCAGAGCCGUAGAUGGGUACAUGUAGCUUAGCUGCCUGGGUAUGGGGAAAAGCUAACUUGAUAACUGACCCGAGGGUCUCCCUGCCUGACCAAGCUACAUAUGAAUUUGUUAUCGGAGAAUUUGUAGUAACUUGCAAUAAUGAAAAGUUCAGUCAAGAAUUGUUUUGUUAACUUUGUUAUACCCUCUGUAGUUGGUUGGUGAAUGUAUAUUGAUUUGGGGUCAUCUGUCUGUCCAUCCGUCUGUGUCCUGUUUUUAUUCUCAUGAUACUUAAAUAACCAUUGGACAGAUCAACUUCAAACUAGGUCCAAGUAUGCAUAUAUCUGGGAGGGAUGUCAGGGUCAAAGGUCACAUAGGUCAUUAAAUGCACUGUAAUAUCUCAUUCUUGUGAUGACUGAAGAAUGCAUUGAUCAACUUCAUCAGUGGAUUAACUUCAUUAAUAGAGUGACAAUGAUUUUAUUAGAUUUUGGGGUCAUGAGUUCAAAGGUCACAGGGAUCUUUGGGUACAUGUAUGUGUUUUGGCAUUAUAUUUGGCACUGGUGCGCAUAGAGCACUUGCACUUACUUCAUUAAAAAAUAGGUAUUAAAGGGGAAGUUCACCCUGAAGAAAACUUUGUUGUAAAAAUA